AUGACUACCAUGGACUUGCGUGUCGGUAACAAGUACCGUAUUGGUCGUAAGAUCGGAAGCGGCAGUUUCGGUGAUAUUUAUCUCGGAACCAACAUCAUCUCCGGUGAGGAGAUCGCCAUCAAACUCGAGAGUGUCAAGGCCAAGCAUCCUCAGCUUGAAUACGAGGCCCGUGUCUACAAGUCCCUCGCUGGUGGCGUCGGUAUCCCCUUCGUGCGCUGGUUCGGUACCGAAUGUGAUUACAAUGCCAUGGUCAUCGACCUGCUCGGUCCCAGCUUGGAGGAUCUCUUCAACUUCUGCAAUCGGAAGUUCUCGAUGAAGACUGUCCUCCUACUCGCUGACCAGCUUAUCUCUCGUAUCGAGUACAUCCACGCCAAAUCUUUCAUUCACCGUGAUAUCAAGCCUGACAACUUCCUGAUGGGUAUCGGCAAGCGUGGAAACCAGGUCAAUGUCAUUGAUUUCGGUCUCGCUAAGAAAUACCGGGACCCAAAGACUCACUUCCACAUCCCUUACCGUGAGAACAAGAACCUGACCGGAACUGCUCGCUACGCCAGUAUCAAUACCCACUUGGGCGUUGAACAGUCUCGUCGUGACGACAUGGAGUCUCUGGGAUACGUUAUGCUUUACUUCUGCCGAGGCUCCCUUCCUUGGCAGGGCCUGAAGGCUGCUACUAAGAAGCAGAAGUAUGACCGUAUCAUGGAGAAGAAGAUGACGACCCCAACUGAGGUUCUGUGCCGCGGAUUCCCCAACGAGUUCGCUAUCUAUUUGAACUACACCCGCUCCCUGCGUUUCGACGACAAGCCGGACUACUCCUACCUGCGGAAGAUCUUCCGUGACCUGUUCGUCCGCGAGUCAUUCCAGUAUGACUACGUCUUCGACUGGACCGUCUACAAAUACCAGAAGAAUGCUGCCAUGAUCGUGGACGCGAACAAGAAGGAUAAGGAGGCCGAGGAACAGCGACGUACUGCCAACGCUGGCGGUGCUAUGGGAAAUGCAGCUGCAGCUGCCGCUAAGCCUGGCGCUAUUUCCAACCAACGUCGCAAAGUCAUUGAGCGUGUCAACCUCGACACUCCUGACGCCACCCGUGGUGUAGGAGCGAGCGAUAGGAUGCUUCGUUCUGCUUCCAAGGCUGCUGCUGCUGGUGCCUAUGCACCCGCUGGUGGCCGUUCGAAGCGGGACGAUGGGACUGGUGCUCAGUGGUAUUGA
This is a messenger RNA of Monascus purpureus, 1203 nucleotides long. The record is from the annotation of a GenBank genome assembly. NCBI's taxonomy places the organism in Eukaryota, Fungi, Ascomycota, Eurotiomycetes, Eurotiales, Aspergillaceae.